Messenger RNA from Xenopus laevis (African clawed frog), 1312 nucleotides. It is a transcript of the gene pdyn.L, whose product is annotated as prodynorphin L homeolog. NCBI's taxonomy places the organism in Eukaryota, Metazoa, Chordata, Amphibia, Anura, Pipidae. Gene Ontology annotation, cellular component: plasma membrane; extracellular region; neuronal cell body. The record is from RefSeq and is marked provisional. Gene Ontology annotation, molecular function: opioid receptor binding. Gene Ontology annotation, biological process: neuropeptide signaling pathway; chemical synaptic transmission; sensory perception.
GCAAAUGAAAGCCCUCAGUACCAAGUUCAACCCUGUGGUAUGUUCCUUGCAGUGUGAGGGAUCUCUGCUUCCUGAUGAUGAAUGGGAGAGUUGUAGCCAGCUCUUAUCUUCUCAAGAAGGGAUCAUAGAAGUGAAGAAGGAGCAGGAACUGGUGUCCCCCCUGGUGGACUCUCAAGGCAUAAUGGUGAAACGCUAUGGAGGAUUCAUACGGAAGCCCGAUAAAAACAAAUUCCUUAAUGGCAAGCGAGAAAAUACAAGCUUCAGUAAAAGAUAUGGUGGGUUCCUGCACAAAUAUACACUACGAGACCUCCAGGAUUUGUCUUCCAAUUCAGAGACAAAGCUGGAGUCUCCAGAUGCUGAAGAGCUUGGCUGGUCUAGCCCUACCUGGGAGACGAAGGAUGAAAUGAAAAGAUAUGGAGGGUUUCUGAGGAAAUACCCCAAGAGAAGUUCAGCCCAAGAAGGAGAUUCAGAGCAGGGUCUAGAGAAAAAAAGGAGGCUACAGGAGGGACUAGAGCCAGGACAAGCCAUAGUGACAGGGCAGGAGAUAGAGACAGGGCAAGAGGUGGACUUAGAACAUGGGACAGCAGAACUAGAGAAGCGAUAUGGAGGAUUCUUGCGCAGAAUCCGCCCAAAACUAAGGUGGGACAAUCAAAAGAGAUAUGGGGGAUUCCUAAGGCGCCAGUUCAAGGUCAAUGCAAGGUCAGAAGAGGAUCCAACCAUGUUCUCAGGGGAACUGUCAUACCUAUAGAACAGAGGUGGUUGCUGUGGGCGAGAGGGGGUGGCAGCACCUACUCAAGUUGUCUCAAUCCUGUACCGAACAACUACACCCCCAAUCACCCUCCAAAACAACUACACCCCAAUCACCCUCCAGCCAUAACCCGCCCCCCGUGGACAUCAAUCACCCUCCAGCCAAUUCCCCCCAUGAUGGGAGAGAGUGAGAUGUAAUUACCAUUCCCCUGCCCACACAACCUGACACCUUGGUACUGAGAUGCCAGAGCUAUUAGACCUAUGGUGUCAACUAUGUUACAUUUCUCAAGCUCUAUCCUGUUUUUUUUGGAGGCCCAAUGAUCUCAGGAGCAUGUCAUAUGUGCAAGUUACCCAUGCCCCAGUAAUGGUACUCCCCUCUCUCCCUUAUUGCCUAUAUGAUAGGCAGAAUAGUCCAGCUUCUAUACUGCUAACUAAAUGCAUAUCUCAGUCCAUCAGAUGUCCUUCACAGUUUUGUGUGGAACAUGGCUCCACCUCGUGCCCCCCAAAGAGUAAAUCCACACAACGUCUCACAGACUACAAUGCCUGUUGUAAAAUAUGAUUGUAC